AUGGCCUUCCGCUUCGCCGCAAGGAGACUCUCCCUCGCCCGCCCCGCCGUGCCGGCGCGGGCCUUCCACUCAACGCCCGCCGCCUUCGUCAAGGUCGGCGACGCCGUGCCCGAGGUCGAUCUCGUCGAGAGCUCGCCCGGCAACAAGGUCAACUUGGCCGAGGAGUUCAGCAAGGUCACCAACGGCCUCAUUAUUGGUGUGCCAGCCGCCUUCUCCCCCGCGUGCUCCGCGAGCCACAUCCCUUCGUACAUCAACCACCCGAAGCUCAAGGAGGCGGGCUCCGUCUUUGUCGUCUCCGUCAACGACCCCUUUGUCAUGAAGGCUUGGGGUGACCAAUUGGACCCUGCAGCCCAGACUGGAAUCCGAUUCCUGGGAGACCCGUCCGGCGAGUUCACCAGAGCGUUUGACGUCGACUUUGACAGCAAGGCCAUCUUUGGCAACGACCGCAGCAAGCGUUAUACCCUCGUUAUCGAGAACGGCAAGGUCAAGGAGGCCCACGUCGAACCCGAUAACAUUGGCACCGCAGUUUCCCUGGCCGACAAGGUCCUGGUCGGCACCAUUCCUCCCACUACGCGGAAGAGAAAGGCCGCUGAGGCGACGAUAUCCUCCAAUACCCAAGACACCGCGACAAAGAAGAGGAUCGCCUCGGCUGCCAAACAAGACGCUCCCCCAACUCCCGUCACCACCGUGAGCAACGGCAUGGAUUCUGAGGAGGACUUCAUGUCGGCUCCCUCGAGCGAGGACGAGAUCAUGCAGGAUGACAGCGGCGAGGACAUGUCUGGCCCGGAUGGUAUGUCUGCACCCCCUCCCCCUCCCCCUAACCCACCUCGGGACUCCACAGCCCCGAAGCCACCGGCUGACGACUAUGCUUCCUCUUUAGAUUUCGACGAAGAUGACUUCGAAGACGAGCCCGACGCGGACCUAGGCAUGAUCAAGGACUCCGAUAGCAAGAAGAAGGUGGCCUAUGACAUCUCAUUCAAGGUCUAUGAGCCAAAGGACAUUCAACGUCAGCAGGAUGACAUGAUCGACGAGGUCAACAUGAUUCUCAAUAUCCGCAAGGAGGACGUCGCGAUAUUGUUGCGGCACUUCAGGUGGAACAAAGAACGUUUGAUUGAGGAUUACAUGGACGCUCCCAACAAGGUCUUGGAGGCUGCUGGCCUUGGCUCGAAUGUGGCUGGCCCGCCCAAGCUUGAAGCUAUCCCGGGCUUCGUGUGCGAUAUUUGUUGCGAGGACGAUGAGGGUCUCCAGACCUUCUCUCUCAAGUGCGGUCACCGAUAUUGCCACGACUGCUAUCGCCAUUACCUCACCCAAAAGAUCCGCGAAGAAGGCGAGGCUGCUCGCAUUCAGUGUCCGGCCGAGGGCUGCGGCCGCAUUAUCGAUUCAAAGUCCUUGGAUUUGCUCGUUGCAUCCGACCUCAACUCCCGAUAUCACGAGCUUCUGAACCGGACGUAUGUGGAGGACAAGGAAACUCUGAAGUGGUGCCCUGCUCCUGAUUGUCCCAACGCCGUCGAGUGCGCCAUUAAGAAGAAGGACUUGGAUAGGAUUGUCCCCACAGUUGCUUGCGGUUGCGGCCAUCGCUUCUGCUUUGGUUGCAUUCUGACUGAUCAUCAGCCCGCCCCCUGCGAGCUCGUCAAGAGAUGGCUCAAGAAGUGUGCAGAUGAUUCGGAGACUGCCAACUGGAUAUCAGCCAAUACCAAGGAGUGCCCCAAGUGCAACUCGACAAUCGAGAAGAACGGCGGCUGCAACCACAUGACAUGCCGAAAGUGCAAGCACGAGUUCUGCUGGAUGUGCAUGGGCUUGUGGUCGGAGCACGGUACGAGCUGGUACAACUGUAAUCGCUUCGAGGAGAAAAGUGGUACAGACGCUCGCGAUGCGCAGGCUAAAUCUCGCAUAUCGCUGGAGCGUUACCUGCAUUACUACAACCGCUACGCCAACCACGAACAGUCCGCUAAGCUCGACAAGGACAUUUACCACAAGACGGAGAAGAAGAUGGUGCAACUUCAGACAGCCUCAGGCAUGUCUUGGAUUGAGGUUCAAUACCUGAACCAGGCCUCACAAACGUUGCAAACCUGCCGGCAGACUCUUAAGUGGACUUACGCCUUCGCAUUUUAUUUGGCACGCAACAACUUGACCGAAAUUUUCGAAGAUAACCAGAAGGAUCUCGAGAUGGCUGUCGAGGCCUUGUCAGAGAUGUUUGAGAAGCCUGUCAAUGAGCUCUGUGACAGGAAGUUAAAAGUGGACAUCAUGGACAAGACGUCAUACUGCAAGAAGCGACGGAUUAUCUUGCUUGAAGACACUGCAGACAACCUCGCCAAUGGACGCUGGACCUUUAACGUGGAUCUUCACGGUCCCUCACCAGCCGGUGCCACGAGCAGUCGUCGUUAG
Molecule: messenger RNA, 2385 nt
Organism: Colletotrichum orchidophilum
Lineage: Eukaryota; Fungi; Ascomycota; Sordariomycetes; Glomerellales; Glomerellaceae
Product: IBR domain-containing protein
Exons: 6
Coding region: 1-2385 (794 amino acids)
Biological process (GO): cellular response to oxidative stress; protein polyubiquitination; positive regulation of proteasomal ubiquitin-dependent protein catabolic process
Cellular component (GO): ubiquitin ligase complex; cytoplasm
Molecular function (GO): thioredoxin peroxidase activity; ubiquitin protein ligase activity; zinc ion binding
Source: RefSeq, a predicted model, not a curated record